AUGGCGACGGUAGAGCUGCACGAGCAGGAGCAGGAGAAGGAACAGAUAAAAGACAUCAAGUUCCUAUGGAGGUGGCGCAAGUACCUACUGCUGCUCGCCACUCUGGUUGCCAGCGUCACCUACGCGGCCGGCCUCAACCCGCCUGGCGGCGUGAGGUCCGAGGAGGGAGGCAACAACGCCAGAGGGCAGCACACAAGUGUCGAGCCGCCGGUGCCCUCGGGUGUGUACCCAAACCGCGUCGGCGGCGUCAACCCGCCGAUGCCCUCGGCGGUGUACCCGAACCGUGUCGGCGACCCGGUGCUCGUGUCCACCUACUCGCGCCGUUACACCGCCUUCUUCUACUGCAACGCCGCCGCCUUCGUCGCGUCCCUGGUCGUCAUCAUGUUCCUGCUGGACCGGCGCAUCAGCAGCAACCCUGUCGGCGUCACGGUGCUCCGCUCCGCCAUGCUGCUGGACCUGCUCGCCCUCAUGGCCGCCUUCGCCGCCGGGAGCUGCCGCGACGUGAUCGCGUCCAUCUACGUCUCGGCGCUCUUCGCCCUCGUCUUCGCCUACGUCGCGAUUCAGGUCAGCUCGGAAAGGAAACAGGCGGCGACUGUGGAGCAAGACCAGAAUCCGGACGCGGACGAGGAGAGCCUCAAGCUCAAAGACCGGCGCAAGUUCAUGCUGCUGCUGGCCACCUUCGCGACGCCGCUGACGUACGGGGCAGGGUUGGUGCCGCCGGGAGGCUUCUGGAGCCAGACAGAGCUCGGGCACCGCGCCGGCGCCCCGUUGUUGCACGACGGGCUCUUCAAGAUCCGGUACGACGCCUUCUUCUACGCCAACGCCAGCUCCUUCGUGGCGUCGCUGGCCAUCAUCAUGAUGCUCACGAGCAGGACGCUGAGCAACCGUCUGGCCAGCUCGUACGCGCUGCCGGUGUGCGUCCUGGUGGAGCUGCUCGGCCUCAUGGCUGCCUUCGCCGCCGGCAGCUGCAGAUGGGUCACCACGACAGUGUACAUUGUCUGCCUCGUCGGCGCCGUGCUCCUCUACAUUGUGCUGCAGAUGGCCAUCGCGGUGUUGGCCGUGGACAAGUUCAAGACAUGGCAUGACACAGUUUGUAGCAUGAUCACAUCAUGCGGAUGCAAACAAGCACACACGAAUCUGCAGGCACAACAAGGAAAAGAACAAGGAACAGGAGGGGCCGGCGUCGGCGAAGGAAGAGGUUCAACGACGAUAAUCGAAAUCGAAAAUGGUGAGCAGGUUGCAAAGAAGAUGGAAGAGUCGCGGGCGCUUCUUCUGCUGCUGGCCACUCUCGCGGCGACGGUGACAUACCAAGCAGGGCUUAGCCCGCCGGGCGGCGUCUGGCCGGAUGAGGACGACCAAGGGCACCUACAUCACAUCCCGGGGAACCCGAUUCUCCACGACAUGAAACUGAAACACAACUGGUACAUGGCUUUUUACCACUGCAACACGGCGGCGUUCGUGGCUUCGGUGGUCAUCAUCAUCAUCGUCCAGAGUAAGGAGCUUAGCUCCGCCGCCGUCAUCAGGCGUGCCGCCCUCAAGACGGCCAUGAUACUCGACUUGUUCGGCCUCAUGGGAGCGUACGUCGCCGGGAGCUACCAAGACACCACCUCCACCAUCUAUGUCUGCGCCCUGGCCGUUGUCGUCUUCGUCUACGCCCUCGCCAAGGUGGUGGCGUUCGCAUACAGGGCUCAUGAACAGAGAAAGACCAAGAACCAGCAUGCCGGGCCCGAUAAUCCAGGAGGGUUGGUCCGCCUCUCCUCCGAUGAUCAUAACCAGCAUGCCGGGUCCGAGGUUGGUGACGAUGACCUCAAGACGAAGCUCGAGAGGAAGCGCAAGUUCUUGCUGCAGCUCGCCAUCCUCGCCGCCACCGUCACGUACCAAUCCGGGCUGAACCCGCCGGGCGGGUACUGGCAAGAGAGCAAGGGUGAAAGAUCGCUUACCGCCGGGGACCCGGUCCUCCUUGACUACUACGGGAUCAGGUACCAGGUGUUCUUCUACUGCAACGCGACAGGGUUCAUGGCGUCCGUCGCCGUCAUCCUUCUGCUGGUGAACCAAAUGCUUUACAAGACGGGCAUCCGGAGCCACGCGCUCCACGUGUGCGUCGUGGUUGGGCUGCUGGGCGUCAUGGGCGCCUACGCCGCAGGAAGCUCCCGGCAACUGCGCACCUCCAUCUAUGUGUUCGCCCUCGUGGCCGCGGUGGUCGCCUUCCUCAUCCUUCAGAUCCUAUUCUUCGUAUUCGCGGACAGCCGCCAUCUGUCGGAGCAGCCAUGGCUUCCGGAAUGGCUGAAGGUGCUUGUCAAUCCGUUGACGUCAUCGCCGGGGCCGGCAGGCGAGAACGAAGCCAAGGAGGUCUCCAAGCGGCAACAACAACACAUGGAGAAGCAUAAGAAAAGCAAGUACCUGAUGCUGCUCGGCAUCCUCGCAGCGAGCGUGACGUACCAGGCGGGUCUUGCGCCUCCUGGCGGCACGUGGGGCGAUGACGAUAGUGCAUCCUCAUUGCCGCCGUCGCCGUCGCCAUCCCUAGCCUCUUCACCGGCCGGCAACCCGAUCCUGCUGGACAGCAACCCGGCACGGUACCAGGCCUUCUUCUACUGUAACGCGACGUCGUUCGUGGCCUCCAUUGUGGUCAUCAUGAUACUACUGCAGCACACCGUGAAGAAGAAGAAGACCGUGAAGCGGCGGGGCGUGCGGCUGUGGACGGUGCAGACCGCCGUGGUGCUGGACCUGCUCGGCCUUCUGGGCGCGUACGCCGCCGGCAGCUGCAGGGACUGGGAGACAUCUGCCUACGUCAUCGCGCUCGUCGCUGCCGUGGGCGUCUUCAUUACGAUGUAUGUGCUCUUGUCAUUGGGGAAGCCCAGGAUGAAACCAGUGCUGAGCAAGGCCAGCAAGUUCAAGGCCAAGGUGUCCAACUACUUGGGAAGAAGCAACAAUGAAGAUGAGACCAGCCGCGCCCUACGAGAACGUGCCAAUCCGUAG
Lolium rigidum is the source of this 2976-nucleotide messenger RNA. RefSeq lists its product as uncharacterized. The coding region runs from base 1 to 2976 and encodes 991 amino acids. NCBI's taxonomy places the organism in Eukaryota, Viridiplantae, Streptophyta, Magnoliopsida, Poales, Poaceae. The transcript has 2 exons. The record is from RefSeq and is a predicted model, not a curated record.